Nannospalax galili (Upper Galilee mountains blind mole rat) is the source of this 1320-nucleotide messenger RNA. RefSeq names its product chromosome unknown C11orf91 homolog (gene CUNH11orf91). The transcript has 3 exons. Lineage: Eukaryota; Metazoa; Chordata; Mammalia; Rodentia; Spalacidae. The record is from RefSeq and is a predicted model, not a curated record. Bases 1 to 594 code for a protein of 197 amino acids.
AUGCCGAAGGGGCGGCGCGGCAGCCAGAACCCCAAGAUGAGCCAGCGGCCGGCCUCGCCUCUCUAUUUCCCGUCGCUCUACGACCGCGGCAUCUCGUCGUCUCUGCUUAGUGACUUUAACAUCUGGAAGAAGCUCUUCGUGCCUCUGAAGGCGGGCGGGGAGCCAGCGGCUGGCGUGGCCGGGGGGGGCGGGGGCGCCGAAGAGGCCGGAGUGGCUGGGCUCCGACCCCCCGCCGUGAUGCCGCCGCCGCCUCCAGGCCUGGGUCCCCCCACCGAGCGCCCAUGUCCCCCCUGGCCAUCCGGCAUAGCCUCCAUCCCCUACGAGCCUCUACGCUUCUUCUACUCGCCGCCUCCAGGGCCCGAGGUGGCAGCCUCCGCCCUAGUCCCCGGCCCCACGACCCCCUGGCUCGCCUCCGCCUCCCACCCGGAGGAGCUGUGCGAGCUGGAGAUCCAGAUUAAGGAACUGGAGCUGCUCACCAUCACUGGGGAUGGCUUCGACUCCCAGCGCUAUAAAUUCCUGAAGGCGCUGAAAGAUGAAAAGUUACAAGGACUGAAGAUGACCAGGCAACCUGGAAAGUCAGCCUCUUUCUCCUGAGGAACUGCCCCUCCAGAGCUGGGCAGCCACCUCCUUAGGUGUGACAGGUGACUCCAAAGGCGGAACAGACUGUGUCAUAUACUUCUAUGGUCGUGAAGGGAGAUAUCAAAGACUGGGACAAACCAAUCAUUGGCUGAAAGUCAAGCAAGAAGUCUUGGAAUCUACCAUAAGGUGAUUUCAGCCUUGGGUUUCUAAGGCUUCAUUUGCGGACAUUUGAUCUAAAAUUGUAUAAAGUGUUGACAGCUGAUAGAAAUAAAUUUAACAAAUAGUUUGGAGUCAGAUUGGUAUUAGUCUAAUUCUGGCCUUAGCACUUACCAGCUGUGUGGCCUUAGGCACCCGUUAUAUCACAUAACUAGGCCUCAGUUUCCUCUGUGGCAAAAUGGGAGUAAUCACAAGAAUUAAAACACCCCCUUGAUAAAAUUGUUGUUCAGAUUAAUUAAAUGAGACAGUGUAGUGGAACUUCCAACAUGGUGUCCAGAAAACAGAAAAUACUAAACAAAUGGUAGUUUUUUGUUUGAAGGAUGCCCUGCUAGGCAGAGGUAGGAUCUGCAUUAGAAGACAAGUCUCAAAGGGCUAAGAUCACCCUGUCCCACCACAUGGCCUCUUUUAAAAAUGUGCACUGGCGAUGGGGAGGCUCAGAGAACUGAACACUGGGCCUCAAUUUUCCAUCUCAUUUUCUCCUGGAAGUGUGUCAAGCAGAUGAAGGUUUUUGAGAGCAUCAGCAAG